Messenger RNA from Temnothorax curvispinosus, 1100 nucleotides. RefSeq names its product putative odorant receptor 71a. NCBI's taxonomy places the organism in Eukaryota, Metazoa, Arthropoda, Insecta, Hymenoptera, Formicidae. Bases 1 to 1023 code for a protein of 340 amino acids. Gene Ontology annotation, biological process: sensory perception of smell; detection of chemical stimulus involved in sensory perception of smell. Gene Ontology annotation, molecular function: olfactory receptor activity; odorant binding. The transcript has 4 exons. The record is from RefSeq and is a predicted model, not a curated record. Gene Ontology annotation, cellular component: plasma membrane.
AUGAAUUUUCUACUUUACUCGUUCACGUUUUGCGGCUUGGUCGACUGCUUCAUAAUCGAAGAUCUCGAGACGUUCAUCGAGAAAUUCUCGCUGUUCUUAUCGGUGCUCGGCGUCAGCUGCAAGGUGACGAAUCUGACGCUACGUCGGGACGAGAUUAUCGAUCUCACCGAUAUGCUGCUGAAGGACAUCUGCGUACCCAGGGAUGAUCGCGAAAUGGAUAUCCAGCGACGCUUCGAUCGCAGUGCGAAGAUAAUCACCAUAUGUUGCGAGAUACUCAACGAGUCGGCCGUCUUCUUCGCCACGGUCGCGCAAUUCCAGUUCUUCAUCAACACUCGGACCUUACCUCUGUCCAACUGGGUGCCCUACGACAUCUCAUCAACGGCCGCUUUCUGGGCGACUAUGUUGCACCAGACCAUCGGGUUGAUGGUCUGUGCGAACGCCAGCGUCGCCCACGAGACACUCAUCUCCGGUUUCAUGAUCCAGACUUGCGCCCAACUGGAUAUACUCUGCCAUCGCGCUCGCACGUUGCCGGAUUCGCUGCGGGAGGCCCGGAAAUACAGUACCUCGGAGAACGAUCUCAAAGCGCGAGAGCAGCGACUGAUCCGCGAACUCGUUCAUCAUCAUCGCUUCGUGUACAGAUUCGCGGAACGCAUCAAUGCGGUGUUCACCAUAAUGAUUUUCGUGCAAUUCACCAUAAGCUCGACGGUGCUUUGUCUCAGCAUCUACAAAAUGUUGACGAAGAACUUGCUGAGCCUCGAGUUCGCGUGGAGCUCGUCGUACCUCGGUUGCAUGCUUAUGCAGAUUUAUUUGUACUGCUGGUUCGGUAACGAAGUGACACUAAAGAGCACUGAAAUCGGGAGCGCUGUUUACGAGAUGGAUUGGCCGAUGCUUCCUGCUGAUUUAAUGAAAACCCUUUUGAUGAUAAUUACGCGAGCUAAGAGACCAAUCAAGAUAACUAGCGGACACAUAGUUACUUUGUCCAACGAAUCGUUUGUGAAGGUCCGUAAGAUAAUAUCACGGUAAUAUUAUAGCAAUUGUAAAAACAUUUUAAAUAAAUCCAGCAGUUUUAAUUCUCAUUUUUUCAGAUUAUCAAAAUAUCU